UUAUGGGUCCGUUUCUUACCUAAGAACCGAAGAUAAAGAUGGUAAUAUUCAUCUUACCUUCAUUAUGGCCAGAUCUAGAGUUGCACCAAAGCGUCGACAAACCAUACCAAGACUAGAGCUGUGUGCUGCAUUAAAUGGAGCACAGGUAGCUAAACUCUUAGAAAAUGAGCUUACUUUAACAAUAAACCAAGUGGUUCUGUGGUCUGAUUCCACAACUGUGUUAUCCUGGCUUCAGUCUGAAUCCUGCCGCUUUAAAGUAUUUGUGGGAACCAGAAUAGCCGAAAUCCAAGAAUUAACUGAUCGCCAUUCUUGGAGGUAUGUGGACUCCAACAGGAAUCCAGCAGAUGAUAUCACACGGGGUCGAACACUAGCUGAAUUGUCUGUACCACACAGAUGGAAUCAAGGCCCAUUAUUCCUUUAUGAACCUGAGUCAGAAUGGCCAGUAAGGCCGAAUAUUACGGUUCCAGAAGUUGAAGCAGAGCAACGGAAGAGUGUCUUUUGUGGUAGUAUGGUGACGUCUCCUCUAAUUCCUAACCCUAAGGAAUACCAUACAUGGAGGGAACUAGUAGAAGCUGUAGUUCAAAGAAGGGGUGAUCAAACUAGUCCUACCGCUGAAGACUAUCGAAUGUCAGAAUUUCUUAUCUUUCAAAAUUCACAGUUAGACAGUUUUCCUGAGGAAUAUAUGUUGCUGAAGAAUGGAAAGCCUGUUCCUGCCACCAGCCGACUUCUUACUUUAGCACCAGAGUUUGACACAUCAUGUCAGCUUAUCCGAGUUGGAGGGCGAUUGCGCCGUAUUGAAGAGAUUGAGCAGUUAUCAAUUCAUCCUAUUGUUUUAGACCCUCACCAUCCAGUAACUAAAUUAAUUAUUCAAGAAUAUGAUGCCAAACUUCAUCAUCCAGGUCCCGAGAGAGUGUUUGCCGAAUUAAGGAGAAAUGUCUGGAUCCUAAGAGGCAGAGAAGCAGUUCGCAAAUUCCAACAUACUUGCACCGAUUGCCGUAAACAGAAGGCAAAGCCCCUUAUCCCUAAAAUGGCAGACCUACCCCUAGCAAGAUUGAGGCUUCAACAACCUGCCUUUUUCAGCACUGGCAUGGACUGCUUUGGACCGUUUCAGGUUAAGAUAGGUAGGCGUUGUGAGAAGAGAUGGGGCAUUAUCUUUAAGUGUCUCACUACCCGAUGUGUGCAUUUGGAUGUUCUCAAUAGUAUUGACACAGAUUCCUUCCUAAUGGCACUCCGAAGGUUCAUAGCUCGAAGGGGCACACCCUACGAGCUACUGUCUGACCAAGGCACAAAUUUCCAUGGUGGAGAGAGGGAGUUAAGAGAAACAUUUUCCACCCUUAGUUCAGAGCUUCAGAAAUUGCUUGCAAAGCAAAAAAUCAAUUUCCGUUUUAACCCACCAGGAGCACCACAUUUUGGUGGCGCAUGGGAGAGAGAAAUUCGGUCUGUGAAGCAGGCCCUUUAUACCACAGUAGGUUCACAGUCGGUGUCUGAAGAAGUACUUAAAACCGUUCUCAUCGAAAUAGAGGGAAUCUUGAACAGUAAGCCUCUGGGGUAUGUGUCAUCAAACAUUGCCGACUUGGACCCAGUUACACCUAAUUUCCUGUUGAUGGGGCGGCCUGAUAGUUCUCUACCACAGGUUGUCUAUCCCGUUAAUGAGCUGAUGGGGCGGCGGAGAUGGAGACAGAGUCAAGUGCUUACUGAACAAUUCUGGUCAAGUUUUGUCAAAUACUAUCUACCCAGUUUACAGGCCAGACAGAAGUGGCAUAAGGAGCCUCAAAACCUACGAGAAGGAAUGGUGGUCAUGCUCGUUGAUCCUCAGCUUCCUCGAGCACUUUGGUUAAUAGGCCGAAUUGUUAGAACCUUGCCCAGCCCAGAUGGUCAUGUAAGAGCUGUAGAGGUGAAGGUGAAGGAUAGACUCUAUACUAGGCCUGUUGCUCGUCUUAUUCCCCUUCCAGACAUUGAACAUCAGGACUCUGAUACUAAUAAAUCAUAAGUUUAAUUUUUUUUUUUUCUCUCUGUUUGAAAUAAAUAGCAAAUAUGCAUAGCAUAUUUGGGGGCGGCAAUGUUAGAGAGAUAUUAAUUAUAAAGAGACACGGAUCACAUUAAAAGGUGCACCUCCCAGCAGGCACGAGAGUGUCUAUUAUGGGAUGUUAAAAAGGCGAAGAAGGUGCACGAGUGCCGCAAUAGUCAAUUCCGCAUUUGUUUGAUAUAAGUAAGAAUCAGCAGUGUACCGAGUUAAGAUAAGUGUGCGUUGAUGACCAGAGACCACACAUACAAAUCCACCUAUACCUAUUCGAGUACAGGUGUAUAUCUCCAAAUAAAUGAGUUCAAUUUCAAUCUAAGCUGCUGUGUGGAAUUCUCUGCAUCAUUUACCAGUGUCCUGAUCGACACUCUGGAGUGAACACAAUAAGUCCUGAACAUACUAAAGAUAUAGUGGUCCUUUGUUACAACAGGAAAAUAAAGUAACAGCACCAAAAAAGUGCGCGACCCGCGUCAUCCACAAUAAACUCGUGAAUGUCCGAUUUGCUGAGCCGCCGCCUCCUCCUCCACGUAGCGCUCGAUCCCCAACAUUUAAAAGCGAACCACGCGGCGUCAGGCACCUCCUCAAAUUUAAAGCCGCUCAGCAUGUCGCGAUCUUCCUCAGUGCUGGCAUUCCCACCCGUACGCGAUCCCCACGUUCGACUUUGUCUCACCUUCCGCACCUUUAAUUGAUCUUCUGGUCGUGAAAAAGUCUGAGCACGAGGGUUUCAUAAAAGCAAACAGAGAGGAACUGCAGCGAGAAGUGUAUUGCUGCAGACCGGAGACACUAUGGGCGGAUCUGAAGCCGGGAUAACUGUAAAUGGAAGUGGAUAGUAUUGGCUAAUUCAGAAUUUCAACGAAUGAGAUUGUUGUUAAAGUAUGACAAUCAAAAAGUCGCUCAACGUUUGACGUUGUCUAUUAAGUGUAACUUGCACCGAUCUUUUCACAGUUAGUGAUCCCUACCGCUUUGAGGUUCCCCCUCAUAGAGUUUCCUUUUAAAUAGCCUUGCGCUGUACUAAGCAACGAAACUCUGUUAAAGAAAAGAAGACAAAGACGAAGCAGCAGCGAAGAAACUCUAUUAGACCAAAGAAGAAGCGACGAAACGAAUUGUUUGUUAUUUCUGAUAAUGGAAGAUCAAAAUACCACAGACAUUCGGUCCGUACUUCAAUCUUCAGAUGUGUUUUUGUGCCCUUUCUGUCAUCCGCGACUGGAUUCUUCACGCUCGUAUAUACCAGCAAACGAACCCUUGCGAGAUCACCGCAGAACAGCAGUUUCCUACGGAGCAAACUUGCAACAAGAAUAUCAGCUGACAAUUGGAUAUUAAUGAAAAAUAAGUCAGGGCCAAGAAGAUCAUGGCAGCAGUGAACUCGUUGAGGAAUCUACUGAUACAGCCACACCAAGGUAUUAAUGUAGAACUUCGUCUACCACUGUGGUUUGAUACUUGGUUCAACUUGAGUAAAAACCUUCAACAUGGUAUGAAGGAUUGUCACAAGCUUUGGGACCCGUUGUCACAUGGGGAGUGUUAGAUUGGUUAUUUUGAUGAUUAGAAUAAAAAUAUCUUCAAAGCUUUUCUGUGACUUGCAUAUUACUUUAGCCAGUGUCCGGACUGGAGCAAUCCUAAUACUCUGAAGUAAUGGAUGUGUUCAGAAAAACUAUUGAGAUCCCAUCCAACAGGAGUUUUUGUAGUGAUCCACAGAGUAAUCCUCACAGUUUCAACUGUCUUCCAAUGUGUCCACUUUUCUGAAGAAACACAAGUGUUCAGACCAAAACCAGACAGCUUGCAUAAGACAAAUACUCCAUGCGACAGUCUGAUGUAUUUAUUUGUGUGUCCACCGUGUAGGAGAGCAGGCUGGCUGUGUGGCUGCAGUGGGGCAGCUGACUGAAGAACAAGUGGCUCAGGUUUAUGAGGCUGCAGAGAUCAGCAGGGCCUACAGGAGGACUAAACAUGAGAAGCUGUUGGAGUUCAUAAUAAAGGACCAUGGAGCAGAUGAUCACUUGCUGUUAUACAGACAGUUGAGGGGAUUUCUCUGCCAGAGGCUGAAAAUCUGUUCAUGGAUGGACCAGCAGACGGUGAGUGUUACGUCAUGUCGAAAAUAAACAGUCCUUUCUUUUUCUUUUCAGCGCCAUUAUUCUGUUAAACAGAAUACCCUAUAGUUGUUGUGAAUUUAGACAAGAAUAUAAACUAAAUAUAUAUAAA
Messenger RNA from Polypterus senegalus (gray bichir), 4213 nucleotides. RefSeq lists its product as uncharacterized. Gene Ontology annotation, biological process: DNA integration. Gene Ontology annotation, molecular function: nucleic acid binding. Bases 65 to 1990 code for a protein of 641 amino acids. The transcript is spliced from 6 exons. The record is from RefSeq and is a predicted model, not a curated record. Lineage: Eukaryota; Metazoa; Chordata; Cladistia; Polypteriformes; Polypteridae.